AUGGGGUUUCCAAGUACAUUUGAUGAUGCCUUAUUAUUUGUUCUGUCAGUUCUUUUCAGGGAGAUCUUCAUCUGGCAACUGUUAAGGCUGGUGCUAACCUACAAUUUCACUGACUGUGACUUUGAGAAGAUUAAAAUGGACUAUCGGGGAGUCAUUUUGAUAGACCUGAACUCAUAUAUGAUUGGGGCCCAAAGUACCAAGGGCAACGACUGGCUUUUCUGUGACGACCAGUUUAGAGCGAUAGAGUCUCUCUCGCGACUGAGCGGGAUUCCGGAAGAGGCUACUUUGUAUCCCACCCCCUCGGAGGGAAGGCAAAUCCGGAACUGGGAUCACGGCAUGACGUCAGUGGCACACACCCCACACUCGGGGGGUGCGGUGCCUAAGCGCGCGGCGCCUCCUCUUAGCAGUCGCCCGGGUCCCGAGUCUUGGGCGGAGAGAGCAGCGGUGCGGGUCCUCUCUCCUGCCGCGUCCUCUGCUCCUCUUGCGACGCCCCUCCUUCCCGUCCCUCCUAUCAACUCUCUCUUCUCUUUCUGUUCCCCACCCCCACCCCCGCCGUUUUUUCCUUUUCUGGUAAAAUUCGCCGCCUGUGAGCAGCCGGAUUGCCUCACUAAAAUCGAGCACCUUACCUUCCAUCCCACCCACGGCUGCCAGUCACUCGCCGAGGAAAUCUUUGCAAUGAAUACUAACGCGACCCUCACUCACCGGUGCCCAGGCUACUCCGGAAUUCAGAUAAAUAAUAAUACCUCAGCAAUGGAGAAAGGAAAGGAAAGAGAAGACAUAAAAAAUGAAUGCCAGAAAAUCGUCUCAAAAUUAAUAGGGCUGUGGCGUCGUUUCACUCGCUUUAAUAGAAACAAAAACCUUCAUUGAAGUCCUAUUUCACAGCAGCAAAAUCAAUCAUCUUUAUUAGGUAGACGGAAUGCUAACUCUAACUGUGACAUACAAAAAAAUCACCGAUAGUUAUUUUUUAAUUACAGACAGGUUUCAUAACUUAUUUUUGUAAGCUUUUAUUGUUUAAUGUUGUUUUAUCAGAGAGGUACUGUCCCUCAUAUGUUGGGGGAGACUUGUGUAGCAUUGAUGUCUGGGCCACUGGAUUUGUGACAGUAAUUCUCAGCUGGAAUUAUAUAAGCCUUAUUCAAGGGAAGAAUCUAAAAAUGUAGUAGGAAAAUUUUAUCCCUUGAAAAAGGAAAAAUAAUUGAACUCCAUAGCAUAUAAACCUCUGUUUAAAAGGCAGGCAUUUCUUUCACCUGUACUGACACUUCCGGUGUUCUCAUAUUAAAAAUUUACAAGAGAAGGAGAUAAAAGCACAAAGGUGUGCACAAAAAUGAAGCAAUCUGAAAGAAUUUCCAUGCAAAAUAUUGUGAAAGUAUUUUUUUAAAUUAUGUAACAGACAAGUGGUGUAUGCAA
This is a messenger RNA of Rhinolophus ferrumequinum (greater horseshoe bat), 1404 nucleotides long. It is a transcript of the gene TSLP, whose product is annotated as thymic stromal lymphopoietin. The record is from RefSeq and is a predicted model, not a curated record. NCBI's taxonomy places the organism in Eukaryota, Metazoa, Chordata, Mammalia, Chiroptera, Rhinolophidae. The coding region runs from base 1 to 867 and encodes 288 amino acids. The transcript is spliced from 5 exons. Gene Ontology annotation, molecular function: cytokine activity.